Salmo salar (Atlantic salmon) is the source of this 7425-nucleotide messenger RNA. RefSeq names its product androgen receptor. The record is from RefSeq and is a predicted model, not a curated record. Gene Ontology annotation, biological process: regulation of DNA-templated transcription. NCBI's taxonomy places the organism in Eukaryota, Metazoa, Chordata, Actinopteri, Salmoniformes, Salmonidae. Gene Ontology annotation, molecular function: DNA-binding transcription factor activity; zinc ion binding; sequence-specific DNA binding.
CCUGCGCAAACUUGCAGGAAUCCAAACAUUCUUAAAAACCAAGCAUUAAUUGCUGUUCUUCCGGGGUGUGUUCAGUUGUCCGACGAGUUUUUUGGGUGCAUCACUCUUUUGUAGGCUUGCAACUUUAUGGAUAUUAAACGUUAGCCUACUAGAGGAGUUUAACAGCCACCGCUUCACUCCGGUUUCGCAUUUGCCAGAUUGGACACAGACAACAGGGAAAAAUAGCCACGAUUAUAGUCCAUCGACUUCAGAACAUCACUUCAGUCAGGACAAAUUUCAUUUUCGCCUUCAUGGAUGGUGAGCGCAAAUCUGACAUGUAGGAUACUUCUGUUGGCUUUAUAAUGUCAAAAUGUAUGCAUUAACUUUUUUAUAUAUGAAUCCGUAAGCAUUUUAUGAAAUAACGACAUAUUUGUUUUCAUAACCUUUUUAUAUAAACUGAGUAAAUCAUUUUUGGUGUAGGCUAAAUAUUUCGGACAAAAAAUCGAUUAAAUUACGCAAUAGGCCUAUCCUCCUAUUUUUUAAAGAUAGGUCUAAUUAGCUGACUCAUUGUUUUGUGACUUUUUACUUUCUUGUCAAUGAACUUGGUCAAUAAGUUUACGUUUUCACAAACCUAAUUUUUCACAACUCAGACGGCCAAUCACCGUAAACGCCGUUUUUUUUGGACUAUGGAGACUCCGGUUGGAUUAGGAGGAGUUUGUGACUCCCCAAACCUAGUUUUUCGCGGACCUUUCCAAAACGUUUUCCACAACGUGCAAGCACUGCCGAGUAACACGACUGUCACUGAAAGCUUGGACUUUUGUAGUUCAAAGUACAGUUUCUUGCAGAAUAAACAACCCUGGGAGAUGCGCCAAACGAGCCGGCAAUCACCCCGAAAAGAAAUAUGGUCAGAAACGGCUCGCAAUUCUGAUAUUGAAGUGAGGGAAGACGACAGCGUUUGUUUUUGCAGAACACUCGAAUCAGUGGCAUGUCGUAUCCAUUUUGCCAAAAGCUCAAAAGGGAACAAAGCCGGGUUUUCCUAUUUGAACGAAUCAGACAAUCCAAACGCGAAUGAAUACGGAUCGUGUCGCUCUGGACAGCAAGUCUCCAACACGGAACAACAGUCCUGUCAACCUUCUGUGUCCCAUCACGGAAAUGAGUUAAAUCCUAACAGUGAGGCCUGUGUGGCGAGCAGUUGCUCCAGUUCUGCCUGCAGCACCAUCUCAAAAACGGCGAGGGAGCUCUGCAACGCUGUCUCUGUGUCACUGGGAUUGACCAUGGACGCAAAUGAGAUGACUGACCUGGGACCUAGUCACGCACCAUCCAGCGUAAAUCACCAAAGUCAAGGAAACUAUUUGUUUGAGGUGCCUCUAUUGAAAUGUUCUGGAGCUGGAGAAAACGUCUCCAUAACAGAAUACCAAUGCCCCAGUGAGCGCAAUGCCAAGCCACUACAAAGUGAUAAACAACUAGUUGAGAUGUUUCAACGUUCCCCUGCAAACAACCUCACAGAAAAACUGUCGACUAUACAGCACCUUAGCUCCGGACAUCCAUCCACAGAUGAACAGGAGUUUAGACUGAAUGAAAACAGGGAUGACCCGACUUCAAAAGAAACAGAUCAUUUUUUGAAUACAGGAGCUCGCUCAGCGUCUUAUCAUUUUGACCAACUGUUGCCAGCACACUUCAGUCAAACCGAAACAGACAGAAACUCUUCUCCUGUGUUCUACAAACCCCCAGCACAUGUCGGUGAAACUGGAGAGACUAUGGAGGACAAAUAUGCUGACUACUUACAACAACAGUACAGUGUCAAGAUAAAAUCUGAGGCCUUUAAUAGGCAUAAUGAACCUGCCGGAACGUCAUGGGACUUUCAGUACAGGUAUAAUGACAAUGACAAUACACAAUAUGGACCGAGGCAGGGUAUGAAUUCAUACUUUGCGGGACCGGACACUGCGUUCAUUUGUAACCCUCAUGAAUUUGAGAGGGGUGGUGGACUUGUGCGCAGAGAACGGCCAACUCCUGAGCAGUGGUACCCGGGCGAGAUGCAAGGGAGGAUGACCUAUCCCAACUCCCCAUGCAUAAAGAAUGAGGUUGGUGACACUCUGGAUGUCUCUUACACAGAUGCCAGGUUUGAGGGUGGCAGCGACCACAUGUACCCCAUGGAGUUCUUCUUCCCGCCCCAGAGGACCUGUCUGAUCUGUGCAGAAGAGGCAUCCGGCUGCCACUAUGGAGCACUCACCUGUGGCAGCUGCAAAGUGUUCUUCAAGAGAGCUGCAGAAGGGAAACAGAAAUACCUGUGUGCCAGCAGAAAUGACUGCACCAUCGAUAAGCUGAGAAGGAAGAACUGCCCAUCAUGUCGACUGAGGAGGUGUUUUGAAGCUGGGAUGACCCUCGGAACACGUAAACUGAAGAAGAUUGUACAGCUGAAGAGUCUGGAGGAGGAUCUGCCCACCCAAGGCCCCACUGAUGCCAUCCAGGGAGUCUCUCCCCAAUCCGGCCUGAGCUUCCAUUCCCAGCUGGUGUUCCUUAACAUCUUGGAGUCCAUUGAGCCAGAGGUGGUAAAUGCAGGACAUGACCAAUGCCAGCCGGACUCAGCUGCAGCGCUGCUCACCAGCCUCAACGAACUCGGGGAGCGCCAACUUGUCAAAGUGGUCAAGUGGGCCAAAGGCUUGCCAGGUUUUCGGAAUCUGCAUGUGGAGGACCAAAUGACAGUCAUCCAGCAUUCAUGGAUGGGGGUGAUGGUGUUCGGCUUGGGAUGGAGGUCCUACAAGAAUGCCAACGGCAGAAUGCUCUAUUUCGCUCCGGACCUUGUUUUCAAUGACCAUCGGAUGCACAUCUCCAGCAUGUUCGAUCACUGCAUACGGAUGAGACACCUCUCCCAGGAGUUUGUCCUGCUGCAAGUCACUCAGGAAGAGUUCCUCUGCAUGAAGGCCCUGCUCCUCUUCAGCAUCAUUCCAGUGGACGGUCUGAAGAGUCAGAAGUACUUUGAUGAAUUGCGGCUGACCUACAUCAAUGAACUUGGUCGCGUCAUUAACUAUGGAAGGAAGUCCAACUGCUCUCAGAGGUUGUAUCAACUCACCCGUCUCAUGGAUUCCCUCCAACCGGUUGUGAGGAAACUCCAGCAGUUUACAUUUGAUCUGUUUGUCCAGGCCCAGUCUCUGCCCAACAAGGUCAACUUUCCAGAGAUGAUUGCAGAGAUAAUCUCAGUACAUUUGCCAAAGAUCCUGGCAGGCUUGGCCAAACCAAUCCUGUUCCACAAGUAGCAGGAUUUGCCAUCAUACUGAGAAAAAUCCAAUCCAAGCUGCCUCUAUAUACUUCAGCCAAGGCUCUGUAGUGUUUCCCUUGUAAUGUUCUCUCGCUCCCUUUUUUUAUGUAAUAGCUCAAUGUACCAUUUCUGAAAUCAUUGUAUCAUUACAGUAGUUUAGCCGCUUAGCAAACAUAAUUGAGAUAAUUUUCUCAGAAGGGCAGCAAGGUUUUAGCAUUUAUUUCAAGUUGCAAGGUGUCACCUUGUUGACAGCCCAAUCUGUCCUGUAUUUCAAGAAGAAAAAAAUACACAAGACUAGUAGUGUUAUGUCAAAUGUAAGAAACAGAAGAGUAUCAUCCAUUGACUAGAUGAAGACAAAACUAAACAAAAUGCAGAAACAGUUAAACAUAGCUAUGCAUAUCUCUACUUUAGGAACUUUCAUGAGAUUGUGCUAUGCAAAAAAAAUAUAUAUAUUACCAAAAGGAAUGUGAAACAGUCAUUUGCAGUAUACUCUUACAUACAGAGUCUAUCUGUAUUUACUAGCUAACUACUCAACGGUUGUAUCUGACUGACUAUGGUGUACAACAAUGCUAUUUUCAAUAUACAUAUACAAUGCAUACAUCACUACAUGUAUUGUACAGUAUUUAAAACUUUCUUGCUAGUUAUUUAGGUAGUGAACAAACAGUAAUUCUAAUGGUACGGUCAUACUUUCAUCAAUUCACCCAAAGUGACUAACUAAUUCCAGACACAAAGUGAGACAAUUGGAAUGAAUAACUUUACAGAAUAUUUUCAGUGGCAGUGGAUCUCUAUUGAGUUAUUUAAAAGUAAAUUAUAGUAUGAAAGCUUUUAAAACUUGGCUGCACAUUUAGUCUGCAUGUAGUUUCAGAUGACUCUUUUGCGUCACACAUGAUAGUACUGUGCCCAAGUUAGUUGGUCAAACUGAACAUACUCAUAAUCUAUCAAUGCUGAAAAUCCUCUAAGGUUUAACGCGGCCUGAAUAUUUGCAUUCUUUAGUUCAUCAGAACAUACAGAGGUGCAUGCGCCAUGUGUUUGUAGAUGUUAGAAUGAUUUAAUCUUUAUUGAAAACAACAGGGGCGGAUCUCUGGUUUUAGAGGUGGGGGGGACAUAGCAUGCCAAAUUCAUGUAGCCAUUUGUAACCAACAAUUGCUCUAUAAUGAGGUCCAUUAAAUGCAAACAAAUGUUCAAACCAGGGGAGAACGAAUGCCUCUUCUCGUUGAAGCCUUGAAGUUCAAGUCCGACCGUGGUACUGCAGGCAUUGUUUGAAGAAAACAGGAUCCCCCAUUAUAGUGAAUGGGAAAAUAGCAAUCUUCGUGGUCAAUCGUGUAAAAAAAUAACAAUCAUGGUGCCAAUAAUUACCUCUAUUACACCAAAUGUAUGUCCCCGAACCAAUUAUUUAAAAAAAAAAAAAUCGCCCAAGGACAAUUUAGUAGCUAAUGGCAGCCUGCAGUAUCCCAGUCAGCCUUCAACUUUAGUUACUCAAUGAGAGGGGGCAGCAUAGAGCUAGCCUGUAACGUCACUUCCUGGAGAAGCUCAAACUGCGCAUGUUAUGUACGCAUGAUACGCCAUCUUAACAGGCUUCCUUGGCUUCAAAUGCUCUAUUGAGUCUUCACAUAGGAAUGAAUGGUGUCCAUUCAUAUAGUCAUUAGUUCAAACUGAGUGACAUUUUUGUUCAGAUACCUCAACAAAAUAAAACUUUGGAUUCAAGGAUAGCACAAAACAAUAGUUUAACUCAACAAAUUCCCUGUCUUUGUUUUUAUAUGCCAACUGUGGCUUAAAUUACUUAAUAAAAUCAAAGUUUCAUACUAGAUGAAAUGCAUUAUCACAUUAAGAAUGUAAUUAUAUGCCUUUAAAAUGCUGAAAUCUUCAUGUAGAUAUCUUGAAAACAGAAAAAACUCCAGAAAGAUCCCAUUUUCAUGGUCUUCGACAUCUGAUUGAACAAAUGGUGGUAUCCUAGUGGUUAGAGCGUUGGGCCAGUAACUGACAGAUUGGAAUCUCCAAGCUGACAAGGUGAAUAAUCUGUUCAUGUGCCCUUAAGCAAGGCACUUAACCCUAAUUGCUCCUGUUAGACGCUCUGGAUAAGAACUGGUGCACCUGGCACCGACAAACGCUCAAAUUCACUUAGGUCACUCGUUUUGCCCAUCCCAACAUUAAAUCGAACAGUAACUGAAUGCCUCAAUGCCCGCCUGCCUUCUUUAUACAGCAAGCCACAGCCACGUGACUCACUGUCGGUAGGAAGAACCAUUUCAUGAAAGGGGUGAAUAAAAACUGGCCACUGAGUGUAUAUCUCUUCAAUAGCUUGUGCAUAAAGCUGUAUUUACAUUGUGACUUAAACCCUUUCUCUAUAACGCAUAUUACUGUCAAUUGACAUGUGAGAAAUAUUUGUUGUUGACGACCAUAAUUCUUAUAAAAAUGGACUGCAAUUCUCCAAGUAGCUCAAUUCAAUCAAACCCCAUUGCAAUUUUCAAACAGUAGCAUGUAUAUAAAUAUACUAUUUCCCUUACAAACAAUCGAUCAAUUGUAUUUUAUAAAGUUAUUUUUACAUUAGCAGUUGUCCAAAGUGCUAAACAAAAUGGCAAAAUGCUUUUGGUAAAAACCGCAAAUGAAGACACGUGUACAUUACAGAAGUUGUGUAAUGUACACGUUGCUCACCUGAAAAUAUGACAUUUUCUCUUCUGGAGAGACAUCGGCUAUGCCUAUAAGCAAUGACAUUGUUAAUUUGAAUGUUUAAUACAUCAGAUGACAAUUUGUUAAAACCAUGGGUACAUACUGUACAUUGAUUGGUAUUGUUUUAUUCAUUUGUUACUCAUCUUGAGAAGAAAAUAUACUCAUUACAGGGUUUUCCUUAAAAAACAUCUCAAAUCAGGCAACCCAAAUUGGAAAAUAUCUUUGAGUACGAAUUCAAAAUGUACUAUAGGGCCCUAUAAUUAUAUAUAUAUUUUUUUUGUCAAAUUCAGUUUAGUAUUUUCCCCAUUUACGUUUUCUGAUUUCAGAUUGGUUUUCAAUUUUUGUUUUGCACUGUAAAAAUUACAAUACCCACAAUACAGUUAUCAUUAGCAUCGCUAACUGGUUACACAAAGUGCGGCCACCACACAGACAGGGGCAUUCACAUGCCAUUGCUUCUUCAGAAAGUUUCAGGAAAAAAAAUAACAGAUGCAUCAUUUUCAUAUCUUGUGAGGAACUUGUGCAAAUAAACAUUUGAUUCCUAUUCUACUAAAUUCAACACACUUUUGAAUAUUGUUGAAAUCCGUUUAUGUCUGGAUUCUGUGAUGUCUGCAGAUUUUAUAGGGCCCUAAAUAUGAAGGCCAUAUAAUUGCCUUAAAAAAGCAUAGAUGUUAUACCAUAUAUUAUUUUACAGUUCAUGUAACUUUUAAAUAAUCUGUAAAGUAAAAUGAGCAGCAGUUGUGUCUACCAUACUGAGUCCACAUUACUUAACUUGAAUUCUGAGGUAAAUAGAUUUAAGGAAAUGAUCAAAGAUAAAGCUAUUUCUCUUUAUACACCCAGUAAUCAUGCAAUUACUAUUUUGUUUAUCAUUAUACAUGUUUUCAACAUUUUUAGAUUGACUUGGAGAACAGGAUUGCUCUGUCAAGCAAAAAAACGAUUUUCCAUCAUUAACUUCAUUACUUUAAAAUGUACCAUGGUAGACCAACAUUGAAAUGUCCAUAUAAGCCUACAAGUAAAUGACAUCACAAAUAUAUUAAAAAGUCAAAAUGGACAUAGCUGUAUAAAUGUAUACAUUUGUAUAUUAACCUGUUUUUGUGUAAAUGGUACAAUUACUUUGUGUACAUGUUACUGACAUUUUAUGUCUGUUACAAAAUGUAAUGGCUGAACAUGCAAAGUUGCAUGACUUCUUAAAGAUAUGAGGCAAUUCUGACCAUCAAAAUGGUGUUACCGAAUCUUUUAAAGUUUGUUGUAUUUUUACAACGUCUCUUAUGUGAAGUGACUAUUAUUGAAUGAGUCUAUUUAAGAAUGACCCCCACCCGUAACCUGUAAAUUGAUUGUCCAUUUUCAGCUAUUGAUAUGAUUUGUCAGGUAGGUCUUAGUGUACAUGUUGUGUUCCUUGUUUAUUUUCCUUUGCAUAUUAUUAAAAACAAUCAAAAGUGUAAAUGUGUUUCACUUACUUUAAAAUGUACAUACGGUAGUUGUUUCAUGUCAACUUUCCUUUUAUUUUUCAUAAAUCUCUGAACCCAGAA